Falco peregrinus (peregrine falcon) is the source of this 1386-nucleotide messenger RNA. RefSeq names its product lectin, mannose binding 2 (gene LMAN2). The record is from RefSeq and is a predicted model, not a curated record. Gene Ontology annotation, molecular function: D-mannose binding. NCBI's taxonomy places the organism in Eukaryota, Metazoa, Chordata, Aves, Falconiformes, Falconidae. The transcript has 8 exons. The coding region runs from base 25 to 1044 and encodes 339 amino acids. Gene Ontology annotation, cellular component: Golgi membrane; endoplasmic reticulum membrane; COPII-coated ER to Golgi transport vesicle. Gene Ontology annotation, biological process: endoplasmic reticulum organization; endoplasmic reticulum to Golgi vesicle-mediated transport; Golgi organization.
UGCGCCGGAAGGCGGAAGCGGAGGAUGGCGGCGGGUGCGGGCGGGCUGCUGGUGGCCGCGGCGCUGCUGCUGUUGGCGGUGGCCGGGCCGCGCCCGGCCCCCGCCGAGCUCACAGAUGGCAACAGUGAACAUCUGAAACGGGAGCACUCGCUGAUGAAGCCGUAUCAGGGCGCGGGCUCCGCCGCGAUGCCGCUGUGGGACUUCCAGGGCAGCACCAUGGUCACCAGCCAGUACGUCCGCCUGACGCCCGACGAGCGCAGCCGCGAGGGCUCCAUCUGGAACCGCGUGCCCUGCUUCCUCAAGGACUGGGAGCUCCACGUCCACUUCAAGAUCCACGGAGCCGGCAAGAAGAACCUGCACGGGGACGGCCUGGCGCUAUGGUACACGCAGGAGCGCCUGGUGCCAGGUCCUGUCUUUGGCAGCAAGGACAAUUUUCAUGGACUGGCUAUUUUCCUGGAUACAUAUCCCAAUGAUGAAGCAGCAGAGCAUGUGUUCCCGUAUAUCUCUGCAAUGGUUAAUAAUGGCUCCCUGACGUACGACCACAGUAAGGAUGGGCGCUGGACGGAGCUGGCGGGGUGCACCGCUGACCUUCGGAACCAGAACCAUGACACUUUCCUGGCAAUUCGGUACUCCCGAGGUCGCCUGACGGUGAUGACUGAUGUGGAAGACAAGAACGAAUGGAAGAACUGCAUUGACAUUGCAGGGGUGCAGCUGCCAACCGGCUACUUCUUUGGUGCUUCUGCUGGCACUGGAGAUUUGUCUGACAAUCACGACAUUAUCUCGAUGAAGCUAUUCCAGCUCAUGGUAGAGCACCCUCUAGAAGAUGAGACCGUUGACUGGACCAAGAUUGAGCCUAGUGUCAGCCUCCUUAAAUCGCCCAAAGACAACGUGGAUGACCCAACGGGGAAUUUCCGAAGUGGGCCUCUGACAGGCUGGAAGGUGUUUCUGCUCCUGCUCUGCGCGCUGCUGGGCAUCAUUGUCUGCGCCGUGGUGGGAGCUGUGGUCUUCCAGAAACGCCAGGAGCGGAACAAACGUUUCUACUAGUGGAAGACCUGGGCUGUGCCCUGUGCCCAAACCCAUCUUUUCUAUGGGGAGCUGUAAAAACUGUGGUUUCUAAAAGCUGUUUCUGAGAAAUAUCAGAAGUAUUUUCUUAUCUGUCUGUUUGGCUGUAACCCCUGCCCGGUCCUUGGUGUCCGGUAGGUUGGACUGAGGUGGGUGAUGCCCCCUGGGCGCGCCCCCCCCCCCCCAGGGCUGUGGCAAAGGUGUCUGGAGGUUGCUCCCCUCUUUUUCCAGCGCUCCCCCUGCCAGACAGGACCUGCGGGGGGUGAGAAGCGGCGGCUGUGACCGGGAGGGGGCUGCGAGCGGGGCAUUAAAGGACUGACACCA